CAAUGGUGCAGUGCAGAAAGUGCAAACUAUUCGUGUCUACGGCAAAGGACGACACAGUUAAGUGUAAAUCCUGUGAUGCUGUCCUUCACAAAAAGUGCACAAAGAAGGAGAUGUGUGAGGAGUGUUUUCGGAAAGAGUCUGGCAGCCCGGCUGGGUCCAGGAGUGAUGGAAAUAAGGCAAAAAUAGAAUUUAAACCGGGAGAAACUUCAUUGGAAGCUGUAAUCAAGGAAGUAAACAGCAAGCUGGAUGCGAUAUAUAACGUCGAAAAAAAGUUAGAUGAAUUAAAGGAUACAGUAGAUUUCUACUCUGCGCAGUACCAGACCCUGAUAGAACAUAAGGAAGCAGCAGAGAAGAAAAUGAAAGCGCUUGAACAAAAGAAUACCUACCUUGAAAAGUGUAAUAAAGCUCUAGAAGAAAGGAUCAUGGACCUAGAACAGGAAAAGAAGGAGAAAAACGUGGAAAUAAUAGGGUUAGAAAAAAAAGUGGGUGAAAAUACAACAGAAAUAGUAAAAGAAGUUGCUAAAAAACUUAAUUUAAAUCCAGACGACAUAAAAUACGCAAGGAGGGUCGGCCGAGAAAAGGCGGGCGAAGCCAAGCCGCAGCCGAUUGUCGUCAAGCUGAAGUGCAGGGCCACACGCGACAAGUGGCUCCAAGCUAGAAAGACCCUGGUCAGUAACAGCCAUAUAUAUGCGAACGGAAGCCAAAAACCUAUUUAUAUUAAUGAGGACCUCCCGAAGUUUAAGCGUCAGUUGUUCUGGUCGGCUAAAACUCAGCUUCGAGAUAUUUGCAGAUUUGUAUGGGUACAGAACUCCAAUAUAUUAGCCCGGAAGGAAAACGACGCAAAAAUCUACAAAAUUAGAUGUGAAAAAGACAUCAUAAACAUUCCAGCCUAGUCACUAAGCAAUUAGCUGUGUGAACACACUACUUGAUUUCCUUUAUCAAUAAAAUUCAAUAGUUUUCCAGAUAUUGAGUCUGAAGUGGAUUUUUCACGCCACAAGAACAUACAAGAAUGGAAUACAUCUUAUUUUAACAACAAAAAAAAUCAAAUUAAAAUAUUACACCUAAACAUAAGGUCGCUGCGUAAGCACUUUAAUGAGUUAUUAGUCUUAAUUAAUCAAUGUAAAUAUCAAGUCGAUAUAAUUAUUCUAUCUGAAGUUAAUAUAAGGGAAGAUGAAAUUUCAUGUUACAUGAUAAAAGGAUACUGCACCUAUUCAAAGACAAGACCAAGUGGAAGAGGAGGGGGUAUAAUAAUAUAUGUUAAAAAUCAAAUUAAUUUUACUUUGGAAGAAGUAAAUUAUCCCAGUAUGGAGUCACUAUAUGGAAUUAUACGCCUAGAGACCAGAAAAAUUCACCUUUUGUCUAUUUAUAGACCACCCCAUAAAAACAAAAAUGUAUUUACACAACAAUUGGAACUAUGUAUUCAACGCGUACCAAGCUGUGAAGAUUUGAUAAUUAUAGGAGACAUGAAUAUGGACUUAUCAAGAGAAAAUAUGAAUUCAACUGUUAUCAGCUACAAAAACACCUUGUGUGGAUACGGCCUGCAGUGCGGC
Molecule: messenger RNA, 1550 nt
Organism: Cydia splendana
Lineage: Eukaryota; Metazoa; Arthropoda; Insecta; Lepidoptera; Tortricidae
Exons: 1
Coding region: 3-893 (296 amino acids)
Biological process (GO): retrotransposition
Cellular component (GO): ribonucleoprotein complex
Molecular function (GO): single-stranded RNA binding
Source: RefSeq, a predicted model, not a curated record